AUGGCUUCUGAUGAGACAAUGGUCAAUCCUCAGGAGAUAGAGGAUGUCCAUUCUACCGCUAAACGGUCUAUUGAUAUUGAGAGCGUGAAGCGCAAGAAGUUCAAGACCGAUGACCUGCCCUUGUCUGCCGCGCAACAUGCAGCCAUUGACAAACUCCUACAUUCAUUCAAGAAGAAAGGUGGCUUUGAUAGUGUUCGCAAACAAAUAUGGGCUGACUUCAAUGAUGGAGAACUUCGAACUGAUUUUACCAACAAGUUGGUCGCACUUGCAGAAUCGGAGAUCGAUCGCGAGCCCGCACUGCUGUCCCGCGAGAGAGGAAAAGCAGCGACACUAAUCGAGGGUGCGGUGGACCGUGGUGAUGUCUACAAGAGCGUGGAGGACUCCAUCGACCAAUUAGCAUCCAAACACCUGGAUUUUAUCCUCGCAUCUGUUCGUGAGAUCCGAUGCCAGGACGUUGGAGAGGAAGUCGCCGCCCGUGAACUCGAGCUAGGGAACAAAACCGAUGCAGAUUACGAAGCAUACGUCAGCGCCCAGCGGGAGGAGCGGGAAAAGGUGUGGCGCGAAGAGGAGCGCAAACAGAGAGAGAUUGAGGAAGAGGAAAAACGCAUCAGGGAUGAAGAACGCAAAAAGAAACGCGAACUUGAACGCCAGAAAGACGACGAAGACCGGGCCCGGAGAAAGGAAAUUGAUGAACAGAGGCGCGCCGAUCGUGAACGCCAACGCGAAGAGCAACGGAUACUCGACGAGCAGCGAGAACGAGAGCGAGAUGAAAGGUAUGAGCGACGAAGGCGAGAAGACAGGGAGCGAUACCGAGGCUGGGACCGUGACCGCAGUCGAACCCGAGAUAGAGAUCGUUUCCGUGACCGCUCUCCGGCCUAUCGCUCUGACCGUGGCUUAUCCCCCCGGCCCCGGGAUUCAAAACACGACAAGUCGUCUACGUCGAAUGCUCCCACUCCUGUGCUAGCGCCCCUUGUUGAUGAGAAGUCACUUGAGGAGGCUGCUUUGCAAAUGCUCUUGAAAGAAGGCGAAGAACUCGCAGCCAAGGCUCGGCAGAAGCCCGAGUUUGACUUUGAAGAAGCCGAGGCUAUUGAAAAUGGACUGAAACCGCCAGCGUCAACAUUAGGACCGGCCAAGAACGCCAAUGAUUCCAGGUUUUCCAAUACAUCUACCAGAGCGGCCAGCCGAGAUGCUGGCGCGAGGCGUGGUUCUCUUGCAGACCGGGGAGAUCGGCCUCGACAUUUGACUCGGGAUCGAAGCCGUAGUCGCUCGCGGCGGCGCCGCACAUCCCGUUAUGACACAGAUCGUCGACGUGAGCGAUCUCGGGAUACUUCUGUGAGGUCUCGAGAUCGUGAUAUGGAUGCGCGACGUGGCUACCGUGACUUCCGGGAUGACCGAGGUGGUGGAAGCUACAGGCCAAGCCGUCGCAGCCGCAGUCGAUCCGCCGGCCGGCGUGACCGGGACCGCAGUAUUGGCCGAGAUAGAGAUAGAAUACGUGAUCGAUCGCGGUCCAAAGACCGGGACCGUGACCGGGACCGCAGCCGCAACCGAGACCGAGAUCAUGACAAUUAUCGCCCUCGGCGCAGUCGGCCCUCUCGCUCACCCAUACGCCGACGUUCUCGCAGCCGCUCUCGUUCACCCAUACGUCGACGUUCUCGCAGCCGCUCACGCUCGCGCCCUCGCGCCCGUGACCGUCCUCGGUCACGUUCUCGAUCUAAUAGACGGCGAUCUAGGUCUCGGCGUCGCUCGCCUUCUCCUACUCUAGAUAUUGAUCGUUACGUGCCCUCCACGAGCAACCGAAGCAAGUCACCCCGCCGCCGGGUCCGAUCUCCAGAGCGAGAGCGAGAACAGCGACCCCGGCUAGCCGACAUUGACCGUUACAAACCUGUAUCUGAACGGGACAAGGAUCUGGCUCAAGCAAAAGAAGGGGAUCUUGAGGUUGGCACAGAAAAAAAGGAGAAAGAAAAAGAAAAGGAAAAGGAAAAGGAAAAGGACGCAGAUGACCGUCGACCUCGUCGACGAAGCCCCAGUCGCCGAAGGAGUCCUAGCAGACGAAGAAGCCCAAGUCGGCGACGAAGCCGUAGUCGCAGAAGGAACCGGAGUCGAUGA
Molecule: messenger RNA, 2106 nt
Organism: Penicillium crustosum
Lineage: Eukaryota; Fungi; Ascomycota; Eurotiomycetes; Eurotiales; Aspergillaceae
Product: BOD1/SHG1 domain-containing protein
Exons: 2
Coding region: 1-2106 (701 amino acids)
Source: RefSeq, a predicted model, not a curated record